ACAACCACCACAACUUCGCAGUUCGGAUGGUUCGGAUUUCUCGUUGGUUCAUUUUGCAUUAUCGUGUUGCAUCUUGCCUUGCCGAAUUGUGAUCUAUUCAAAAGUUGUGAAAAAGUAGUUUUUACAGACCACAGUCGCUCCUGCAGACAUGUCCCCACUAAAAUCUACGUUCCUUGAGGCGGAUUCAUCAAUAACGGAGAAAAAUCUUCGGUUUAUACGGGAUGAAGCCGAGGAGGAGUUUAACAGUAUAUUCCAACCCGUUGUAGAGCAGGCGCAGAGUAUUAGUAGCGGAAAGUCUAAAAUAGUGAAACCAUCUCCAGGUUUCUGUCUAAAGGCAUUCGUAAAAGAUUCCCAGGAGAAAUUUUUCAUCAAUAUAUGUCAAACCGAUGGGAUUCCGGCACCGGAAGAUAUUACGGAAGAACAGCUGUUGAAUAUUCUAAACGAUGGAGCUCCGGGUUCGUUCAAGAUACCCAUGAGCAUUACUCAGCCACGGCAGAUAACAGAUAACUCCGCCAAACAGUGUCAGGUCUGUGACAUUGCCGUCAAUUGCAAAUUCUUCAAAAGAAUCGAAACACCCGGAUUGAUGCGCGAUUUUAUGAUUACGAUUGUAUUCGAGGGACUUAGUUCGAAGUACAAUAUCACUUUAGACGAUACAAACUUUCGAGUGCUCAAAAACAAAAAGUGCAUCGACAAACUAAUUAUGCACCACAUUGAAAAUCGCGACGUGAAAUCUGUUUACGAGAGCUAUCGGAACCCUACGGAGGAUGACCUACGUAAAAUAGAGGAGCUAAGCAAUCCUCGCUCAUCGCAUAGCCAAAAACCGACCAAGAGGCUAAUCGAGGAAAUUGAUGCUGGUACGAUGAAAACGAUGAAAGACGAGAAAAAUAAAUUGUCCGGCAAAGACGAGUACGUCCCGGAUCCAACCAAGGUGGCUAUCUCUCAAGCUUCUUGUAAAAGACCCGAUUGUCGAUUAUUCAAGGAACCGGCUAUUGGCAAAGCGAGAGUUUUGAUGGGCGAGUUUUAUUUGCCGAAAUGUACAUCAAGCAAGGAAAUAACACUCGACAUCGGUGAAGACCGUAUUCUUUUGGAGGCUAGAAAGAAAGGCUACUUGUUGGACGUGUUCGUUGACUAUCCAAUUAAUUCUAGUAAAGUCAGUGCUAAUUUCAAUUUGGAAACCAGAAUGCUGAAUGUGGUUAUGCCAGUUUUGGCAAAAUGAUUUCACAAUUUUUACACAUCAACUGAUUGUGAAAUCAUUGAUAAUUCAGUGCUCCGUAUGUAAGUGCAAUUCUGUAUCGAAACUACAUAUUCUACUUCUAUAAAAUACAAGAAUGGAAGUCGCAGCAAUUACCUGCAGGCUAUACAGAUAAAAAUACUCUGAAAAUGCUCGAGGAAAGAUACAGAAAACCACAGGAUUCAACUAUUGCAAUACAUAUUUUAUUUCCUUAAGUGGAUAUACAUGUGGUAUAGUACGUAAAGGCAACUUGCUUCCAGCCGAGAGUCUAGGUAUAGCCUAAAGUUACUUCAUUACUUCAAGCCCAGCAAGGUAAUUACAGAUUUCCAUGGUACGCAAGAGUUUUAUAAUUCAUAGACUACAAAUACAUUGCUUGGUGU
Messenger RNA from Sabethes cyaneus, 1611 nucleotides. It is a transcript of the gene Pih1D1, whose product is annotated as PIH1 domain-containing protein 1. Gene Ontology annotation, cellular component: R2TP complex; ribonucleoprotein complex; cytoplasm. Bases 149 to 1216 code for a protein of 355 amino acids. The transcript is spliced from 6 exons. Gene Ontology annotation, biological process: rRNA processing; box C/D snoRNP assembly. Lineage: Eukaryota; Metazoa; Arthropoda; Insecta; Diptera; Culicidae. The record is from RefSeq and is a predicted model, not a curated record.